CCGUACCAUGACGCCUCCGAUGUCAUCGUCACCGGCUCUUUUGACAACUGGUCGAGUACGCGCCAUCUCACCAGAACCAACUCCGGCUCCUUCGAAGGCACCGUCCAGAUCCCCUGGGGCGAGAAAGUCCAGUACAAGUACAUCGUCGACGGACGCUGGACCACGACCGACGACCGCCCGACCGAGUUGGACAGCGUAGGCAACCUCAACAACGUCUUCCGCGCCCCAGUGCGCCCCGAG
Dichomitus squalens LYAD-421 SS1 is the source of this 240-nucleotide messenger RNA. RefSeq lists its product as uncharacterized. Gene Ontology annotation, cellular component: cytoplasm; nucleotide-activated protein kinase complex; nucleus. Gene Ontology annotation, molecular function: protein kinase binding. The transcript has 2 exons. The record is from RefSeq and is a predicted model, not a curated record. Gene Ontology annotation, biological process: signal transduction. The annotation marks the transcript as partial. Lineage: Eukaryota; Fungi; Basidiomycota; Agaricomycetes; Polyporales; Polyporaceae.